CGUCCCCCGCCGCCGCCGCGAUGGAGGCCAGCCUGAAGAAGUUCACCGUGCGGAGGUUCUUCUCCGUCUACCUCCGCGGGAAAUCGCGCUCCAAGAGUUCGACUUUCGGCCGCUUCGAGGAAGAAGGUAUUGUGAAGGAAAUAGACAUCAGCCACCAUGUGAAGGAAGGGUUUGAGAAGGCUGACCCAUCGCAGUUUGAGUUGCUGAAGGUAUUAGGGCAAGGCUCCUAUGGAAAGGUGUUUCUGGUGAGGAAGAUCAAAGGAUCUGAUGCCGGGCAGCUUUAUGCCAUGAAAGUCCUUAAGAAAGCCACCCUGAAAGUUCGGGAUCGGGUACGAUCGAAAAUGGAGAGAGACAUUUUGGCAGAAGUGAAUCACCCAUUCAUUGUCAAGCUUCAUUAUGCCUUUCAGACAGAAGGAAAACUCUAUCUGAUAUUAGACUUCCUACGGGGAGGGGACCUGUUCACCAGACUUUCCAAAGAGGUGAUGUUCACCGAGGAGGAUGUCAAGUUCUACCUAGCAGAGCUGGCUUUAGCUUUAGACCAUCUUCAUGGUCUGGGAAUCAUUUACCGGGACCUCAAGCCUGAAAACAUCCUGCUAGACGAAGAGGGACACAUUAAGAUUACAGAUUUCGGUCUGAGUAAGGAGGCCAUUGACCAUGACAAGAGAGCGUAUUCGUUCUGCGGAACAAUUGAAUACAUGGCUCCCGAGGUGGUCAACCGAAGAGGUCACACGCAGAGUGCAGACUGGUGGUCCUUUGGUGUGCUGAUGUUUGAGAUGCUGACGGGAUCACUGCCAUUUCAGGGGAAGGACAGAAAGGAGACAAUGGCGCUCAUCCUCAAGGCCAAACUAGGGAUGCCUCAGUUCCUGAGCCUGGAAGCCCAGAGUUUGCUGCGAGCACUCUUCAAAAGGAAUCCCGCCAACCGCCUAGGAGCUGGACUUGAUGGAGUGGAAGAAAUUAAGCGACAUCCAUUCUUUGUUACCAUAGAUUGGAACACGCUGUACCGGAAAGAGAUCAAGCCACCCUUCAAACCUGCAGUCGGGAGGCCUGAAGACACCUUUCAUUUUGAUCCUGAAUUCACAUCCCGGACCCCUACAGAUUCUCCCGGAGUCCCUCCGAGUGCCAACGCGCACCAUCUGUUUAGAGGAUUCAGUUUUGUGGCCUCAAGCUUGGUCCAGGAGCCCUCCCAAGCCGAUCUGCACAGAGUCAGCGUCCACCCAAUUGUGCAGCAACUACAUGGGAACAACAUUCACUUUACAGAUGGCUACGAGAUCAAGGAGGACAUCGGUAUCGGCACCUAUUCAGUGUGCAAGCGAUGUGUGCAUAAAGCUACUGAUGCCGAGUACGCUGUGAAGAUCAUUGAGAAGAGCAAACGUGACCCUUCUGAAGAAAUUGAGAUUCUCUUGCGGUACGGACAGCAUCCAAAUAUCAUCACUCUAAAGGAUGUCUAUGACGACGGGAAGUAUGUGUACCUCGUGAUGGAGCUGAUGCGGGGGGGCGAACUCUUGGACCGAAUCCUGCGGCAGAAAUACUUCUCUGAGAGAGAGGCUAGCGCCGUGCUUUGCACCAUCACGAAGACUGUGGACUAUCUGCAUUCCCAGGGGGUCGUCCACCGAGAUCUGAAGCCCAGUAAUAUCCUGUACACGGACGAGUCAGGAAACCCAGAUUCCAUCAGAAUCUGUGACUUUGGAUUUGCCAAGCAACUGAGAGCCGAGAACGGGCUGCUGAUGACACCCUGCUACACGGCUAACUUCGUGGCUCCGGAGGUGCUGAAACGGCAAGGCUAUGAUGCGGCAUGUGAUGUCUGGAGUUUGGGAAUCCUUCUGUACACCAUGCUGGCGGGAUUCACCCCAUUUGCAAAUGGACCCGAUGACACACCCGAGGAGAUCCUGGGGAGGAUUGGCAGUGGGAAAUACCCCCUUUCUGGGGGAAAUUGGGAUUCGGUGUCGGAUGCUGCCAAGGAUGUCGUGUCCAAGAUGCUCUAUGUGGAUCCCCAUCAGCGUCUAACAGCCGUCCAAGUUCUGAAACACCCAUGGAUUGUCAACAGGGACUACCUGUCUCAGAGCCAGCUCAGCCGGCAGGAUGUCCACCUGGUGAAGGGCGCCAUGGCCGCAACUUAUUUUGCUUUAAACCAAACCCCUCAGGCUCCGAGGCUGGAGCCUGUGUUGUCCUCCAACUUGGCUCAGCGGAGAGGCAUGAAGAGACUGACCUCCACGAGGUUGUAGCAGGUGAGCCCCGGGCCCCCGGUUGCACGUUCCCCCGCUUCUCCCCAGAGAGAGGCAGCGGAUCCUCGGCUGUUGGACCUCAGAUGCCACGCUCCCGUCUUGCUGGACUCCCCAGAGGCCCCCCGGAAAGGCAGCACGACCCCGGACCUCGGUUCGAUUUUCCGGCCCCACCCGCGGGGCCGACAGGAAUCUGGCCAGGUCAGCGGGACCUUCGAGAUGCUGUACGUCCUUCAUCCUAUGUCUGUGAACCCGUUUCCCUACAUGUCCCAGGCGGCAGCCCGGACGCCGCUUUGUUUUCAACUGCCAAGUGUGCAGUUGAUUCCCCAAGUUGCCGCUCUGCCGGCUCCGCGGAACCCAGCACCGAUCGACAGGCCCUGAUCUUCAUUGCGGAAGCCCAAAGGUAACUCCCGUGAUUCCCAGGCGUUCCAGACUGGACACUAAGCCAAGCUCCAAGAGUGGACACAUGUUGGGAUUCAUCCAAAUCUAAAGCGUUUGGCUUUCUUCCCCAGUUCCCUAGACUCGAACGAGAUUGUAAUAUGUUGCUUCUCUCUCCUCUGCAAAAGAAGAUUCUAUUCCCCUCCCCUACCCAGUCAAGCUCACGUUACUUAGAAGACAAGAACAUCUAUGCCUUGGCGACUAGAUUUUACAAGGCGGGAGAAGACUAAGCAAGACCUUUUUUCUCCUCUUUCUCUAAGAAAAUUGGUCGUGUGUGUGUGUGUGUGUGUGUGUAUGGAGGGGGGAGCAGGUGUACACUGGAUCAAAGGAUAUGUUAGUGUUGCAUUUUGCUAUCUUUUCCUGUCUCCUUGGAGCCCACAAGAAACACGAAAUCUAAUUAAGAUUUGGAGGGUUUUUUCCCCCAGAAUGAAAUUUUCCCAUCACCUGCUUUUUUCAGAAGGCGAUGUUUGUUUUCAUGUGCUUCUCAAGGAAAAAACUGCGAAUGUUGAGCUUGGUUACUCUAUAGGUUCUGUUUCCGUCAAGCAAGUGGCCUCUUGGAGGCUCCCUGAAAUCAGUGAAGCCAGGAGGUGGGGAAGGAGAAGCCGUGUUCAUCGUAGAAAUGUACUCUGUAGGAGCAGCGUGUUUGUGUUUGAGCUGAUCUUCCUGUUAGGGAGAUCCAUUUUUAAGUCGAAGCUUGAACUUUUAGUAAUGCGAAUGAAAUUUAACGUUCGAUUUGGUGUGCCGUUCUCUGCUGGGGGUUAGGAGGAAGGUGGUCCCUCGGCCCCUUAGUCUCUGAAGAAAAAAAAGCAAUGCUAUGAAACCGUCAGGGAAGGACACGCCACCCAGCCAGGGAAACGUGGGUGUUCCUGUUCCCUGAGUGGGUCGCUCGGUUUUGCAUCUGGGCUCUGCCCAGCCUUUGGAUGGUUGCUCUACCUUUACAACCGUCUCCCCGGAAUCUGUUAAUGAAGCCACCCUCGUUGACAGGAACCCUGUCGAGGUUAGGGGAUCCUUAGAGAGACUCAAUUGUGCUUGAGUGGAGGUUCUUCUAUAUCGCGGGGGCUCGUUCUCACAGGACCCUGAGCUAAGGAAGACUCACACUGUCGUCUCUGCGACGGAAGUCAGUACGUGCACACAGCUGUUUCUUCCAACACUGCCUCCCGCCCUCUCCAGAUUGACGUGCUUUUAUUGGCGGAAUGCUACCCGCUUCCUUAACCGCAUUCUAUCUAAAAUACAGAGUGACAACAUACAUGAUGGAAGAACUAUUUCAUUGUUUUUGUCUUUCCCUCCCCACCCAAUCUCCUGUGCUCCCGAGUUCCAAAAGCAAAGCUGGGGCUCACUAGAGAAUACACGUGCCCGCUUGCCUGACUGCUUUUCAAGCUUGAAAACCCCUCCCAUUUCACAUUUCACGGCCUCUUAUUAUCCUAUUUGGAUUCUUUAGAAUGUGAAGAAUAGACAAAAAAGAUCAAGUUUUUUAUUUCCUGGAAGCUUCCCCGGGUACUCAUUGCAGUUUGACCAGCGUAUUCCUCUACAGAUUCAGAGUUUGUGCCUGCCUUGACCAAAUGCAACAUGCCUCUGUUGCUGCUUGCCCAUUGUAGGGCGGGGGUGGGAGGGCGACUGACAGACCCGGCUGCUUCUGGGCCGAACUUGGCUGCGUCUUUUUGCUCUCCUAAUUAUUAAGCCUUAUGGUAUGUACUGAGAGCUUACUCUGUGUCAAUCGCUCUGCUGAGCGCUGACUUAAAGACAGGGUAAUCGAUCGAACCCAGUCUCGGAACCCACUAGGGCCGCACAAUCUGCGAAUCGGAGAAAGCGGGGAUCUUAUCCUCAUUGGACAGUUGGGGAAACCGAGUCGCAAAGGGUUUUUUUGUUUUCACUCUUUUAAAUGACAGUCACACCGCACAUCAGUGGCAGAGUGGGGAUUAGAAUCCAGCUCUCCUAACGAAGCCCCAAGCUUCAUUCACUAGGCCACACUGCUGGGAAAUCCACACCGCAGCUGUGGAUUAGGGAGCCAGGGUGGCUGGGGCCGGGGC
Messenger RNA from Ornithorhynchus anatinus (platypus), 4684 nucleotides. RefSeq names its product ribosomal protein S6 kinase A2 (gene RPS6KA2). Lineage: Eukaryota; Metazoa; Chordata; Mammalia; Monotremata; Ornithorhynchidae. Gene Ontology annotation, molecular function: ribosomal protein S6 kinase activity; ATP binding; magnesium ion binding. Bases 21 to 2222 code for a protein of 733 amino acids. The record is from RefSeq and is a predicted model, not a curated record. The transcript is spliced from 21 exons. Gene Ontology annotation, biological process: intracellular signal transduction; protein phosphorylation.